AAAGUCAUAGUGGUCAAUUAUUGUCAUUCACUUGUUAACUAGUUAACAUGAGGUGGCUCAUACUUUUACUCUGGGGGGCAAUAGGCCAAGGACUAGAACGUGUGCCGCUGCGGAGAGGGAUGUCUCUGAGACAGAAGCUGAUAGAAAGUCGAUUUCCAGAGAAUCUUUUUCACUCCCUAUUGAUGGAUUUGGCUGGGAAGUAUUCUCCUCUGUUGGAUAACAGCCACCUCUCCUCUCAAGAACCUUUAAGCAACUACAUGGAUAAUCAGUACUUUGGCACAAUCUCUAUUGGAACCCCACCACAAGAAUUCAAUGUUGUGUUUGAUACCGGAUCUGCAAACCUUUGGAUUCCAUCUGUUACCUGUUCCAGUGCAGCCUGCACAAAUCACAAUCGGUUUAACUCCAAAUUAUCCUCCACCUUCAAGCCGGGGAAUAAAAUGGUUUCCAUUUCCUAUGGAACUGGCAGUAUGAGUGGAGCCUUGGGAUAUGACACUGUGCAGGUGGGCGACAUUGUUGAUAGAAAACAAGGGCUACUGCUAAGUGAGACGGAGUCCAUCUUUCUCUUCUAUUCCAAGUUUGAUGGGAUUCUAGGUCUGGGGUAUCCCAGCCUCUCAGUAGGUGAUGUAACCCCUGUGUUUGACAAUAUGUGGAAUGAGGGGCAAGUAAAUGAAGAUCUUUUCUCCGUCUGUCUAACCAGUGACGAGGGAAGCGCGGUGGUUUUUGGUGGCACAGAUAAUUCCUGUUAUGUCGGAGGGCUACAGUGGGUCCCAGUCACCGCUCAAAAAUUCUGGCAGAUAACAGUGGACAGUGUAACCAUAAAUGGGCAGAUCAUUGCUUGCAGUGAAACCUGUCAGGCCAUUGUGGAUACGGGAACCUCUGUGAUUGCUGGACAUCCAGAUGCAAUAAGGACCAUCCAGGGAGCCAUUGGAGCCAAGCCAGAUAAAUAUGGACUGUUCACUGUGAGUUGUGAGUCUGUCAGUUCUUUGCCUGAAAUCGUCAUCACAAUCAAUGGGAUCCAUUAUCCACUGCCUGCACAAGCUUAUAUCAACCAGUUUCCUGGCUCCUGCAACAGUGGGUUCCAGGCCACCUCCGGCCUAUGGAUUCUGGGAGACAUCUUUAUCCGAGAAUAUUUUACAGUAUUUGACAGAGGCAACAACCGUGUGGGAUUUGCUCCAACCCCAAAGGUCUAACCAAUCCAGGGAACAGUUUCUGCAUAUAAUCUACUCUCAAUGCUACAACACAUGUCUUUAAUAUUGACCAAUAAAUUCCUUAUGCUCGAAAAACA
Messenger RNA from Xenopus laevis (African clawed frog), 1285 nucleotides. Its product is annotated as pepsin A. The transcript has 9 exons. Lineage: Eukaryota; Metazoa; Chordata; Amphibia; Anura; Pipidae. Bases 48 to 1190 code for a protein of 380 amino acids. The record is from RefSeq and is a predicted model, not a curated record.